AUGUGCUUUCAGGAAAGUGAGGCCAAGGACAUCAUUGGAGCCAACAUUUGCUUCAAGUUCCUGCGGCUGCUGACAACGUGCAGGACGCUGAUGGCACCUGGCAGAGGUUGCUUGGCCCUGGCCAUUCUGCUGGCAAUCAUGGACAUCCAGCUUGGCGGGUGCAUGCACAUCCAAAGCUCGUUUCACCAGGAAGGAAAACGACUAAGCUUGAUCUGUACUUUGCAGUAUAAGAAAGAAGAGGCUGAGGGGGCUAUAGUGUUUUUGUGCAAGGACAGGUCUUCGGACUGUUUCCCUGAGACCAGCUUAGAGCAACUGAGACUUAAACGGGAUCCUGGGAGAGAUGGUGUCAGUGAAAGAUCAUCUAAGUUGGUGUUCACCAUAAACCAAACCACACCAUCGGACAGCGGGACCUACCAGUGUUGUGCCACAAGCCAGACGCCAGAAAUCCGCCUUCAGGGCCACUUUUUCUCUGUUUUAGUCACAGAGACAGGGAACUACACAGUGAAGGGACUGAAACAAACAGGAUACUCCGAGUUCAGUCACAGUAAAGGCACUCUCAGUUCAGGCUUCCUGCAAGAAAAAGCCUGGGUGAUGCUGGUCACCAGCCUGGUGGCCCUUCAAGCUUUGUAAGCCUUGUGCCAGAAACUUUAAAAAAACAAGUUACAGCAAGAUAAACCUGACUCUCUUUAGCUUGCUACCUUUCACAUUACAACAUACACAGAGAAGAAAACAGCACAGGGGAAGAGAUGCUAAAUAUGCCAAGAACCUGGGAAAUGUAAGGUGGGACAAAUAAUGUAUUCCUUGAGUUCCCCUCCUCACUGCCAUAACAAACCUGCCUUUCUUCCCACCUCUGUAACCACUUAAGAAAAAAAAAAAAAAAAGAACAACUUUUACAAAAGUAGCUGGCGGACAGUUCUCAC
Molecule: messenger RNA, 920 nt
Organism: Leptonychotes weddellii (Weddell seal)
Lineage: Eukaryota; Metazoa; Chordata; Mammalia; Carnivora; Phocidae
Gene: CD160
Product: CD160 molecule
Biological process (GO): regulation of adaptive immune response
Cellular component (GO): plasma membrane
Molecular function (GO): transmembrane signaling receptor activity
Source: RefSeq, a predicted model, not a curated record